AUGAAUCACAGUUUAACAUUCACUGUGUAUAUAGAUGACAUCGAUCGAUAUUUCGUUUGCUUUCGUUUCAUAAGUAUCUGUCAGACUGUUGCAUCGCAAUUUGCUACAACAGUUACAGAACUUGUGUCGAACGUCGUUCAAACAGUAGGCAUUGCUGACUCAUGUUUCCCGAUAGAAUUAAUUGCAUGUCUGGACACAAUUAUCAAUGAAGUAUGUACUGAUGGCUCAGCAGUAGGUGGUGGUUCAUCAAUACACUUAUUGCAAACGGUAUCUGAACUCCGCAAUAUUAUUCGCAAUGUAUCGAAUCAAAGUUCAACCCUAACAUCAUCAAAACUAGUGCCCUACUCGCUAGAGCCAUAUCUAUCAACGAUGAAAGGUCUCAAUAUUAAUAAUGUUGGUAAUUCUCAGCGUCAACAAAGUUUCCUUAUGGCAUGA
Molecule: messenger RNA, 435 nt
Organism: Adineta ricciae
Lineage: Eukaryota; Metazoa; Rotifera; Eurotatoria; Adinetida; Adinetidae
Source: the annotation of a GenBank genome assembly